Molecule: messenger RNA, 879 nt
Organism: Cylicostephanus goldi
Lineage: Eukaryota; Metazoa; Nematoda; Chromadorea; Rhabditida; Strongylidae
Source: the annotation of a GenBank genome assembly
UUGCCCAUAUUUAGAACGGAGCCUGACUAUUAUAAACAAGUAAAAUCUCCCAUUGAUCUGACAAGAAUCCAGCAGAAGGUGAAGACUGAGGAGUAUCGCUCGUUUGAGGAAUUUUGCGGAGAUGUGGAGCUUUUGAUAGAAAAUACGCGGACUUACUACAAGGAGGAAACUGAAGAGCACAAAGCGGCCACAGAACUCUUUGAGCUCUACAAAGUUGUUAAGGAUAAAGUUGUCAAAGGUGAACCAAUUGAGGAGCCAAAGACAGACGAUCAUCCGUCGAGCUCGGGUAGUCCUACACCUUCUACUUCGAUAAGAUCGAUCUCACCCGCUCCCUCUCGAGCUUCAUCAACUGGUGUCGGGGAAGAAGUAGAUUCGGAUAUGGUCGAAGACAUUCUUUGUGGCCUUCUUGAGCUGACCGACUCUACCGGACGCCUCAUUUGUCCUCCGUUUAGAGUCCUGCAGAGUAAAGAGGAGUUUCCUGUCUAUUACGAAAAGAUUCGUCAUCCGAUGGAUCUAAAAACGAUCGCUGAGAAAGCGAGAAGUGGGGCAUAUAAACGAAUGUCUCAAGUGGAGGCCGACGUUCGGUUGUUGUGUCGGAAUGCGCAGCAGUUCAGUGGGAAAGGCAGUGAAAUUUACAAGGAUGCCGUUGCUUUGAUAAAUUACUUCAAGGAAAAAAAGGAGCAAGUGUUGGAGAAGGGCGUGCAUCCUAAACGUCGAGACAAAAUACAUCGCGCUGUCGACCAGCUCCUCCAGCAGGUCGCCCUUCCAACCAAUGCUGAGCUUUCUGAAGACUCUGAAGAGGAUGAGGACACGGAAGAGAGCGAUGUGCGUAUGAUUCCUUAUUUUUUGUAUGAUGAUAAAAAUUUGGUGAAUGUUUGA